Molecule: messenger RNA, 1747 nt
Organism: Paramuricea clavata
Lineage: Eukaryota; Metazoa; Cnidaria; Anthozoa; Malacalcyonacea; Plexauridae
Source: the annotation of a GenBank genome assembly
AUGGCGGGUAGAAAAAUGAGUUGUAUUGCGGCAAUGUCUAGUAAAAAUAGAGGCAUUGGAAAAGAUGGAAAACUACCUUGGCGUUUAAGGUUUGUUACGAAGUUUCAUUGUUUGAUAUUUUAAGUUUUCUUCGACAAUAAUUAUUGAAAUUUAUAAUAGCAAUUAAGUACAAACCGAACAUUCUAAAGAGAGCUGACCUUUUACGAGAAAAUUGCAUCACGUUUUAUUAAUAAUGUUUCCACAGGUCGGAGAUGAAGUAUUUCACAAGAAUCACAACAGAUGUAAAGCAAGAAGGUAUAAAAUGAUUCUUUUGUUUUUGAAAUAACUAAUCAAGUAUAUAAAUAGAUUGUGUACCAUCUUUGACCAUCUUUCAUUCGUAGGUCAACAAAAUGCUGUUAUAAUGGGGAGAAAAACUUGGGAAAGUAUUCCAGCCAAAUAUCUCCCACUCUCUGGAAGAUUGAAUGUUAUUCUGAGUCGAACAAUGAGGUAUUAAUGAUACUAGUAUCAUGCCUCCCCCUGCAUUGAUAAUUGUCAAAUAUUUUCGUGUUCAUUGACUGAAAAUAAUCAAUUUCUAUGAAUAAUGAUGAUAAUUUUGAAUUUGCAUGCCACUGAUUGUUGUUUGACCACUGCAUAGCUGUAAUGUGAGUCAUGGUAUGGACAUUUCCAUACCAUGACUCACAUUACAGUUUAAAUUGGUGCUGAACAGCUUAUUUUGUUUAAAUUGGUGCUGAACAGCUUAUUUUGUUUGGCACAACCAAAGCCUAGAAUAUAGAGGUUCAGAUUUGAUUUGGACCACCAUUAAGGGACCAUCAACCAAUCAGAUGUGUUUGAUAUAUUGGAUUAACCAAUCAGAUGUGUUUGAUAUAUUGGAUUAACCAAUCAGAUGCGUACUAAGUCGGUGAGAGGUAGCAGUAGUACUUAGAAGUCAAAUCUGAACCUCUACUGUUGUCUGCCGUAGAGAAAUUGUACAUUCUAGGUGUAAGUACACACUUUAUAUGUUUCGUACAAAUCAGAAAUGCUCCUCUUUGCUAUCUUGCAGUGAUGCUCCAGAGAAUGUGCUACUCUGUACAGAUUUACAGAAAGCUUUGGAAGUCUUAUCCAAUCCUCCAUAUGAUCAAAGUAUUGAGCAUGUAUACAUCACUGGUGGCUACGGUGUAUACAAGGUAACUAUAUACCUGUACUCUUUUAAAAAAGUAGUGCCACCAGAAUAAUUUUUGGGGGGGAUUUAAUAAUUUGUGAAAUAAUUCUUGGGGGUUGAUUCAUGGGCAUCCUUGCCCAUAAUAAAACUUGUGAACUGAAUGCAAAUUUACUAUAUCAAUUUCAGGAAGCAAUGAGCAUGCCAAACCUACACAGGAUAUAUCUGACUGAAGUUCACAUGGAUGUUGAAUGUGAUGCAUUUUAUCCUGAAUUUGAUAAGGAAGAUUUUAACAUUGUCAGGUUGGUAAAAGUGAACAUGCACACCCUUCUGCCAGAAAAAAAUUCAACUUAGAUAAUUAGUAUACAAAAAACAAACUUUUCGGAAAGAUGUAUCAGUGGAUACUAGGGUGGGGUGAAAUAUCAACUUGCUGCCCAGGGACAUUUUGAAAAUUUCUGAUGCUUUGGUGCUCAGUGGGUAAUAUCAAACCUAUUUAUCAAAUAUUUUUCCAAUUCUAGUGAUCCAAAUGUUCCAUCAGAAAUGCAAGAAGAAAAGGGAGUCAAGUUUCAAUAUUUUGUUUAUGAAAAGAAGAACCAGGUUUGUGAUCAAUGA